CCUCUAUGUAUAGAAAUGAAGUCUCUGGGAGCCGCCCUUCAGCGGGAGCAACUGCGCAUGCCUGGGCGUUCUUUUGCCCGGGUCCUCGUGCAGCAGGAGUUGCUGUUGGGCGCGAGACAGCGAAGCGGAUUGCAGGUAAAGCGCGGGAACCGGUCGCAGCCGGGUGCAUGGGAGGAAGGCGCCCUGGGUGGGUUUGUGUCCCCAAGCAGAGGCUCUUCGGGGGGGAGGGAAACAUCCGUUUUAAAAACCUUUUAUCGAAAUAUGCAGAGCAACACUUCUGUGCCCCUGUCUGACCCGAGCCCCUUUCCUCUGCAAGCCAGCAAAUUUGAUGCCUGCACGGCUCUUCCCAGACACUUUGCUCCAGCAGCCCAGCGGCUGCUUGUAAGGAAAGAAAGGCCUUUUGCACGUAGGCAUUUUGGGAAUAGUCGCAGGCGUGGGAAUGCACUGUAAGGAGGCGGGGUGGGGCUGCUAAGGUUCAAAGUAGCUUGCAAAGUUACUGUUCUCUAGGACCCUCUCCUUCCCCCACCCCCUCUUCUGCGUGGGCUGCGUGCAAACCCAAGAGGAAAGACGCUCAGUGCAUGCCUAAAGGCGUUUUCUUUACUAAUUAUUGCAUGGGUUGGUUUCUAUGCCAUUAGUUCCAACGGGAUAAAAAUGUUUUGUGGACACACGCACCUCAUAUGCAAGUGUGUCUCUUGCUACAUACACCACUUAGAGACUACUGUGAUUCAGCAGCAUACAAAUUGUUGAAAUAAAUGAUAAAAUACAGUUUUUUAAAAAAUUAACUUGGUGGUAUCUGAAUGUAUUAAAAAAAAUAAAAAAUCAAAAACUUUCCCAUCUUUGCCAACUCAAUCUUUUGCCUCCUUUAACACAGAUAUUGUGGAGUUGGAGAGCCUGGUGGCCUGCUUAUUCUUGUUUUCUGCAUGCAGGGGAGUUAAACAUGAUUUCCUAGCAACCUGAGCUUCAUAUUGGGGUGAGUUGUCUUUGGAGGUAGAGCGACGUUUACACUGAACUCCUUGACAUGUUUACUCAGGAAUAAGUCCCAUUGAGCUCUUUGGGACUUACUCUCAAGUUGUCUUUGCAGGAUGGGCGUCUAACCUAUUUGGGGACUGAGAGGCUAUCAUCCUAUUUCUGGUCAAUGUGAGGACUGGCAGGUCAAAGAUUUGUUUCCCCAUUAAGAUGACAGGCUCCUGUCCAGUACUUCUUUACCCUUUUUACACCAGUGUGAUGUAGUAAAGAGUGGUGGACUCGUAAUCUGGUGAACGAGGUUCACUUCCCCGCUCCUCCACAUGCAGCUGUUGGGUGACCUUGGGCUUCUUUGAAGUCUCUCAGCCCCACUCACCUCAGAGUGUUUGUUGUGGGGGAGGAAGGGAAAGGAGAUUGUUAGCCGCUUUGAGACUCCUUCAGGUAGUGAUAAAGCGGGAUCUCAAAUCCAAACUCUUCUUCUUAUCCUCCCACCGCCGAAACUAUUCUCCUACCAUCUUCAGCAUGAGGUGGGCAGAAGAAUUUGCUUAAUGGGCCUGAAUCAGACCCCAAACUGGGGGUUAGCAACCUCUGUCUCAUGGUCUCUGCCCUUCAGAGAACAGAGGCCAGAGAAUUGGGAUUCCUGCUCAUAAAAUUACUUGCUCUAGCAAAUAAGGGGAGGUCCCUAAACUUGGCUUCUUGUUUCAUCCUUUGCAGUUUCUACAUACCUGCAACCAUUGCUGGCAUCACACAGGCAGACCUCAUGGCUGACGACAGAGUGACUAGCCGCUCGCCAGAGAGAAGGCCAGUUCUGGUGUCAUCUACUUCAUCCUCCAAUGAGCCCACCUCUUCGGGGCUCUCCGGCAGCCUCCAGCCUUUCUUCCUGGGCCGCACUUGCGCACCAAGCAGCCUCCUUUCCCUCACGGUGCCCGUACGCUUGGACAUCCUCUAUGUCCUCAUUAACGCUGCCAGAGGGGCACAGUGCCUCCCUCCUCCAGCACCCAUUCAUGAUGGCACUCAGGCCUCGUUCUCCACAUGUCACGAGCCACCUGCUCAGUGCACCGUGAGCUGCUGCCGCCGGUCGGCUUGCUGUUGUGUGCCAGGCUGCGCCAGCGGGCAGCAACAGCCUAGCGGAGCGGCUCCUGGAGGAUACGGCGGCCACAGAGGGCCAAACGGCGGAGUCCUAGAGCAACAAAACUACGGGCGCCAUUGGAACAGCGCUGCCGAAAGAAAUGGUGGGAGCAGCAGGUCUGACCACAGCCAGCCACACGCAGCAGGGGGUUGGAAGAGAGCCCAGGCCCACACAGGCUGGAGGGGGAACCAAAGAGGAGGGGGAGAAGGAGAGCAUGGGAAUGGGGGUCGUUGGCAAGACAAGCGGCAGGAUUUUGACAGGGCUUGGGGCAGCCGGAGGCAAGGCGCUGUCGAAUCAAGCUCUUGGAACUCAGGGCCACAAGGGGGGAGGAGAGGAGGGUCUUCUUUUGGGUCCAGCACUAGCAGCAUGAAAAGGAACCAGGAAGGGAGCCGUUGGCAGAAUGCGCAGGAUGCCCCAGAAGCGAAAAGAUGUAUGUUUGGCGCCCGUGAGUGGCAGAAAACCCAAGGCACUGGGGAUUCUGCUACUUUUGUAGGCAAGGCUGUGGAUGCUGGACCGGCCAAGUCCACAGCUCUGGAGGAUGGGGAAGACUGGGAGGCCGAGUAUGAGAGUGAGCCAGCAGUCCCUGCUGCUACAGAGGGUGCUCCGGAUGCUUCCCACCAGGAUGACAAAGCCGACUCUUGCAAAGUAAGCGAUGAUGCGGAAGGUGAAUGUGUUACAUCUGCCCACCCACCCAAACCAGAGCUCUCUGUUUCUCCCCUUCCAAGGUCUGAUGUGAUGAACCAGGGAACAUCAGAUGCCAGGGGGAAGGAAUGUGCUGCGGAUUGGAGCAGCAAGGAAGACAGGUUUGCUACCUACUUGAAGAACCUUUAUUCUGAUGUGCCGGAGAAGUCCAGCUCCGAAGGCGACGCAGAUCUCGCCGUGGGCACAGCUGUUGAUCCCCUGACACUGGAUGAGGAGGAGCAGUCCCGAGAGAAUGUAGCUGGCUUUCCUUGAGGGAGCUGAGCAAAGCACACAGUAAUCUGGGGAAAGGGGGCAGAGGAAGAAGUUGAGUGCCAGAAAUCCUGAUUGACAGCAUGGUGGCCACCAGUGGCCUUAAUUCAGGUGGUAUUGCAAACUGGGAAUUCCACACCCAUCAUGGGUGUUGUACUCAAACUUCUACUCAAAAGUGGACACACUGGAAUUAAUGAGUCUAAGGUGGCCACGUCUAUUAAUUUCGGUGAGUCCCCUGUUGGGUAUGACUUGGAGUGCUGAGAGGAGCACAGGCAAUCUGUUCCCAAGAUCCAUUAUUGCCCACUUUAAGUUCAAGGGCAGCUGCGAAGUAGCAAGAACCCUGGGAAAUCGGACUUUCGUAUUUGUGCAGGGACCCUAUUGGAGUGAGCCCCACUUCACACAGUAGCCCCCUGAAACUCCCCGAGAACUGUUGGAGGUGGGCAGACCCUAGUGAGCUUGUCCUCCUGCCCCAUUUGUGGAAUUUACAGGGCAAAUGUGUCCAGCCAUUAACAGCUUGGGCAGGUCUGCACCACUGCAUCUGAAGUACACCCAGUGCACAUUUAAAGCAUAUGACGCCCCCAUCCAAAGAAUCAUGGGAAUAGCAGUUUUUCCUUCACGGAGCUAUAGUCUGCACCGUCUUUAAACUACAGUUCCCAUGAUUCUUUGGGGGGAAACUCAUUGCCUAAAACAGUGUUGGCCAAACUUGGGUCUCCAGCUACUUUUGGACUACAACUCCCAUCAUCUCUUGCUUGGGGUCAGGGAUGAUGGGAGUUGUAGUCCAAAAACAGCUGGAGACCCAAGUUUGCAAAACACUGACCUAAAACUUGAGUUGGGUGUGCAUCAAAUAUAUAUGAUGAGGAUCUGCCCAUUGCGUGGGUGUGACUUGCAGCAGAGGUACCAUUUUGCAUUGCAAUUCCCCUUGCAGUUGUAACAUGAACUGCAACUCUGACAUUGUAGUCAGAUUCUGUUAGGAAAAGCCCAGCAAUGCAGCUAAUGGACAGCAUAAUUUGCAUCCCAUUGAAGACUAAAUAACUGCAAUGGGAGCCUCAGCGGUCCAGGGCGGAAUUUUGCCACAACUUUACAUUUUUGACUGGGUUGCAGCUGUUCAGUUCAUCUUAACUACAAAGCGUUAAGGUUUUGGUUCUGUUUGCAUUUAACGUAAGAGCAAGCUACAAAGAAAGAAGAAAGCAAAGGGAACUUUGCUGAUUUAGUAACUGUUAUAUAGAAGGGAAUCUGCUGUUUUGCAGACAAUCAGCAUUGCAAAGUUUUGAUUUAGAAAUCAAGAAUGGGGAAAAAAAUCAGAGGGCGAGUCUAUAUGCAGAUAAAUCUCAUAAUUCUGAGACUGUGCCGUUCCAGACUCCAGAUAGGGGGAUCCUACGCGUGAAUAACUUCCCUUUGUAAAAACUAAAACCCUUCCUGUUGGAAAACAAGUCCUGCAUAUUAAAUAGAAGAGUCUAACCCAGUCUUCUCUCUAACAUACCAGUUUUUAAGAGGUAGGGAGGUUUAUGUAAUGCAAAAGAAGCAUUCAAACAUGCAGUUCCUCACCUGCCUUUUCAGUUAGCAUCAUCCCAAGAAUUCGCCCGAUUUCUCUGCAGAAGUGUAUCUGCUCUAAGAUGGUGAAGGUAACUUAGUACCAUGGCUAGGUGCAUUAAACUAGCAGUCUAAAAACACUUAAGGGUUAUGUUGGGGUUUUCUAGGAAGGUUUUGUUUUGAAAAAUCAGUAUAUAUCUUGUAUAGUGAACCUGGGUUACUUUGGAAAGCCUGAGAUAAAUGCCUCUGGUGAGUUUGUGAUUUAGAUCACAUCAUUGCUUCCAAAUAGUUCAAUUUCUGUUGGUUCAGCCUUCUCACCCUUUCAAGCUGCAUAGAUUACUAUGUCUGUUUGUUUCAGUUGCAUGAGGUUUUUCCUGAAUUUGUUGGAAUAAAGAGGAAGUUAACACACUUUAGAGCAGCAUGUCUGGUUUUUUCUUUUUCUUUCAAUAAAGCAGAUGUCAAUCU
Messenger RNA from Podarcis lilfordi (Lilford's wall lizard), 5038 nucleotides. NCBI's taxonomy places the organism in Eukaryota, Metazoa, Chordata, Lepidosauria, Squamata, Lacertidae. The record is from the annotation of a GenBank genome assembly.